Molecule: messenger RNA, 2060 nt
Organism: Meloidogyne enterolobii
Lineage: Eukaryota; Metazoa; Nematoda; Chromadorea; Rhabditida; Meloidogynidae
Source: the annotation of a GenBank genome assembly
UUUUUGCGAUUUUUUGAUUUGCGAGGAUGGAAUGGGAUCGGGAAUUUUCGGUUUUUCGGUGCCCGUCUUUUUUUCUUUAGAGUUGCUCUCGGGAUCCCGCAACGGGAUUUUUUUCAAAAUUUUUAACGGGACAGGAUCCAGCGGGAUUAAUCCCGUAAACCUGUAAUCCCGUUCGUUGCUUAAAAUACGGGAUUUCGGGACAGGACUCGUAAAAUCCCGUUCGAUAUCCCGUCCUGUCCGCACUCUAAUCGGAAACUUUUUCAGGUUGCCAGUUGAGUCCACUAGUAUUUUACCCAAAUGGUACUUUUUAUUAGUUUCUUUCUCGGGCUGACCAAUUUUUAUUUUCUGUUUCCCGGUCCAGGCUCUGUCCUUUUGGUUGUAUUUUUUGCUACUAAUUUUAUUUUUUUAGGGUUAUAGGACUCGAUAUAAAUUUAUUUUUUAUUCAUUAUCUGGACAGAAUGUCAAUUAUUUUUCAUCGACGGCUACUUCAAAAUAAAUUGAUUUGCGCCUUAACGAGACGUUCAAUGAGCUUUGAUUUGUCUGAUCAGCAACGAGAAAUACAACAAAAUGCAUUGAAAUUUGCUAAAGAAGUUAUUUUACCAAAAGCAGCAGAGCACGAUAAAACAAUGGAAUUUCCUUGGGAGAUUAUAAAACAAGCACAUUCCCUUGGUCUAAUGAAUACUAUGAUUCCAGAGAAAUACGGUGGCCCGGGUUGUGGAAAUUUGGAAACAGCAUUGAUUAUAGAAGCAUUAGCUUAUGGAUGUUCUGCAAUUCAAUUAGCAAUAAUGGGUCCAUCCUUGGCAUUAGCUCCGCUUUUGUUGGCUGGGACUGAGGAACAAAAGAAAAAAUAUGCUGGAAUGUUGGCCGAAGAACCUUUGAUUGCGUCUUAUUGCGUCACAGAACCCGGUGCCGGUUCAGAUGUUAGCGGUGUUAAAACAACCUGUGACAAUUGGGUAAUUAAUGGUUCAAAGGCUUGGAUUACUGGUGGAGGGUAUGCAAAAUGGUUUUUUGUUUUGGCUCGAAGUGAUCCUGAUCCAAAGGCGGCAGCAGGAAAGGCUUUUACGGCAUUUAUUGUUGACGGUGAUUCCAAAGGAAUUUCUCGUGGAAAAAAGGAAUUGAAUGUUGGCCAGCGUUGUUCUGACACGAGAACUAUAACCUUUGAAGAUGUUCAAGUUCCAAAAGAAAAUGUUUUGGGGGCGCCUGGUGGUGGAUUUAAAGUGGCAAUGGGAGCAUUUGAUACAACGCGUCCUGGUGUUGCUGCAGGAGCUGUUGGUUUAGCUUGGCGUGCAUUGGAUGAGGCAUCCAAAUAUGCGUUGGAAAGAAAAACUUUUUCUGUGCCAAUUGCUAAUCAUCAAGGCGUUAGUUUUAUGCUUGCUGAUAUGGCAAUUAAUUUGGAAAUGGCUAGACUUGUUACUUAUCGAAGCGCCUUAGACGUUGACAACGGUGUCCGUUCAUCAUAUUAUGCUUCAAUAGCCAAAUGUUUUGCUGCUGAUACAGCUAUGCAAGGAGCAAUAAAUGCUGUACAGAUAUUUGGAGGUAAUGGCUACAAUACAGAAUAUCCUGUAGAAAAAUUAAUGAGAGAUGCUAAAAUAUAUCAGAUAUAUGAGGGGACGUCUCAAAUACAAAGACUUGUAGUUUCUCGUGAAUUGCUUCAACGUGUUGCUCAAACAGGAAGUGCUUCAAUUUGAGAAAAUGUGAAGGAAGCGAAGUUGUUUUUUUUGUGUUUGUAGAGGAUAAAGGGGAUGUGACGGGUUGUUAGAAAAAAUUUGGGCUUAAGGUUAGGUGUCCGGUUGGGAUUUUCAAAAUAUUUUUGUGAAACAGGUUUCGAGUUGGGAAAUGUCUGUAUUUCCGGUAACCCGUCUUAUCCCUGAUGUACUAUAACAAGAGGGUGUGCCAAAUUUUUGAUUUUAUACAUUGAAAAAUAAAAAUUAGUUUGAAGGACGAAAAGCGAAAAAUAGAAAAUACAAAAAGCGAAACACGAAAAUAGCGAAACUCGAAAACGGAGCAUCACAAAAGUGAAACUCCACAAAAUCGAAAAACCAAAAAGGGGAAAUAUGAUA